AAAGGCUUCAUUAUAAGUAGUCAUUCCUCCUGUGUUAGCUUUGUGCCACAAUCCUCGGUACCUUUUGUUUCCAGAGGAACGCCUAGAUAGCAAGCAAACCAUGCUUCCACAAACACUCUUUUCCACUUUCCUUCUCCUGAAUACAUAUUUCUUCCAAUUUGCAAUCGCCCAAACUUGCCCCCCUCCUCCAACAUGCCCUCCACUCUCACCACCACCACGCCCUACUAGAACCGUUACCUAUGUUCGUCCCCGUCCUCCGCUAUACAAUCCUUCACUUCGUCUCCUGCCUCGCCAACCAAAUAGCAAUCCAGGACCCCUAGCCAAUAGAGCCAGGAUUCUUUCCAUUACCCAGGAACUGAAAAGAAACAUUACCUAUGACCCGCAAAACUACACCGGCACUUGGGUUGGCAACAAUUACUGCCUCUUCAAAGGUUACAUUUGUGACACUGUGCCUGACAGGAACAUAACUGGACUAGCAGGUAUUGAUUUCAAUGGCGCACGGUUUGGAGGUAACUUGAACUUUUAUCGUUUCAUUACAAAUUUGCCUGACCUUGCUAUAUUCCAUGCCAAUUCAAACAAUUUUAGCGGGGUCAUCAACCAAGGCCUCAAUGGGUUACGUUACUUCUAUGAAAUCGACUUGAGUAACAACAAAUUCAUGGGAGGAUUCCCGUCCAACGUUCUUGGUGCCACAAACUUAACCUUUGUCGAUCUUCGUUUCAAUAAGUAUCUGGGUCCUGUCCCUCGUAGUUUGUUCAAUUUCGACACUGAUGUUCUUUUCAUUAACAACAAUGUGUUUUCUCGAAUAAUCCCUCCCAAUUUUGGCAACACACCAGCACUCUAUCUCACCUUAGCAAACAACAACUUCACGGGUACCAUCCCACGAAGCAUAGGGGCUGCCUGGGAAACCAUGACUGAGGUACUCUUCUUAGGCAACAAGUUAUCCGGUUGCCUGCCUUUUGAAAUUGGGUACUUAAACAGAACGACUGUGUUCGAUGUUGGAUCCAACCGGUUAACAGGUCCCAUUCCGCAGUCAUUCGGUUGCAUGGCAAGGCUGCAGCUGCUUAACAUGGCUCAUAACAAAUUCUACGGGCCAAUACCAGAGGUUCUAUGUAGGCUUCCAAGGGCAUUCAAUUUCACGCUGUCAAAUAAUUACUUCACCCAAGUAGGUCCACAAUGCAGGAGACUAAUCAGGUUAAGGAGGCUUAACGUGAAUAGGAAUUGCAUAAUGGGGCUUCCAAAUCAAAGAUCAACAGCUGACUGUGGAAGGUUCUUUGCAAGACCUAGGACCUGCGCAAGGGAGAGCACGUUCAGCGUCAUUCCAUGUAGGCUACCGGCGGCUUCAUUGAGAACCCGAACCGUUUCUCAAGAAGAUGAAGUUCCGCCAGCUCCACGAAGCUAUAAUGCGCUUGUGAAGCCGCCACAUUAAAGAAAUCUGGACAGUCCAAAGUCACUUUGGUGGGAUGCAUGUGCUUUGUUUGGACUCGGAAUAAGAUUCGUUAGUACGAUAAUGCUGGUACUUUAUAUAUAUGUUUGUACUUUGUAUUAGUAUGUAUUAAUUGAUAGCAUCUGGUUUGGAAAUGUGGUUAAUUUGAGGGAAUUAAGAUAGCAGGGAAACUGAUCUUCUCUGUCAUUGUCUUUGUUUUUCUUUCCCCCGUCUGUUGAAAGUGACGUUUGUAAUUAACUAAAGGAGUUUGACGUUUCAUGGAUGUUGAAAUGCAGUGCAUUUCUUUUAA
Messenger RNA from Theobroma umbraticum, 1733 nucleotides. The record is from RefSeq and is a predicted model, not a curated record. Lineage: Eukaryota; Viridiplantae; Streptophyta; Magnoliopsida; Malvales; Malvaceae.